AUGCGGGGGCCGGGGCGCCCGCUCCUCCUGGGGCUGCUGCUCGUGCUGGGGGCGGCGGGGCCCGGCCGGGGGUUCGCGGAGCCCCGGGAGGCCGCCGACCGGCAGACGGUGCUGCGGCUCAUCGCGGAGAUCGUCCAGGAGCUCAGGCGGUACCACUCGGGGGAGGCCAAGAGGCUGCAGCUCCUGGGCCAGCAGGAGGUCUCGGACUUCGGGCUGUUCCCCGAGGAGCAGCGAGCCGAAAUUGUGCCUCGAGACCUAAGGAUGAAGGACAAGUUUUUAAAGCAUCUCACAGGCCCCCUCUACUUCAGCCCCAGGUGCAGCAAGCACUUCCACAGGCUGUACCACAACACCAGAGACUGCACCGUCCCCGCAUAUUACAAGCGCUGUGCCAGGCUCCUGAUGCGACUCGCGGUCAGCCCCGUGUGCCUGGAGGGGUGAGCACAGUGGCAGCGGCAGCGGUGCCCCGUGACCCUCAGCUGCCAGCAGAGCGGCCCUGCCCCUGGCUGACUGGGCCUGCAGACGGCAACGGCGCCGUGACCGUGUCCAUAGGGCCGCACCGCAGAGACCUCAAGAAGUGCCUUGACCCACGGGACUACCCACUACCUUGACAAACACGCCGCGCGAACAAGAGCUUUAUUUUUGCGGACUCCCCCAUGGCGCCGCAGAUGCCCGCUGCAGGCGCUGCCCGGCGAGCCAGUGGGGCACCCAGGCCUGGCCUGCCUGCUGCGCCAGGCCGCUCCCAGCGAGGAGUAUUUCUUAGAAACAAGCAGAAUCAAACUCUAUUUUCAUAAGGCAUAGGGUAUGGUUUAAUAUUUUGUAUUACUUUACAAUGAAACCCCCACACUAUUAUCUGGAACUGCGAAGAAGCGCCCUCCAGCCCGUCUCUGGGACAGUGGGCGGCGCUGCUGGGUCGUGCGCUGCCGCUGCUCCCACUGCGGGGCAUCCGCACGGGAAUAAAACAGCUUCUGUUAAAGUGCAUUCUUCCA
Molecule: messenger RNA, 986 nt
Organism: Talpa occidentalis (Iberian mole)
Lineage: Eukaryota; Metazoa; Chordata; Mammalia; Eulipotyphla; Talpidae
Gene: ALKAL2
Product: ALK and LTK ligand 2
Exons: 5
Coding region: 1-438 (145 amino acids)
Biological process (GO): positive regulation of ERK5 cascade; positive regulation of ERK1 and ERK2 cascade
Molecular function (GO): receptor tyrosine kinase binding; receptor signaling protein tyrosine kinase activator activity
Source: RefSeq, a predicted model, not a curated record